Molecule: messenger RNA, 2008 nt
Organism: Condylura cristata (star-nosed mole)
Lineage: Eukaryota; Metazoa; Chordata; Mammalia; Eulipotyphla; Talpidae
Gene: WDR73
Product: WD repeat domain 73
Exons: 6
Coding region: 1-954 (317 amino acids)
Biological process (GO): cytoplasmic microtubule organization
Cellular component (GO): spindle pole; cytosol
Molecular function (GO): protein binding
Source: RefSeq, a predicted model, not a curated record
AUGUGUCCCCGACCCUGCGGGGCCCCCAGCAGUGGCUUAUUCCCAGAAAGAGACUUCAAGGUGCGCCACGGAGCCUUUGCAGACGGGGCCGUCUUUGACCUGAAGCGCGUCCCGGACUCCAGGUUGCUGGUGACCAGUGGCCUUCCGGGUCCUCGCCUGCAGGUGUGGCAGCUCUCCGAGGACAGCGAUGCCAUCGCAGCCACCGGCACCAUCGCGGUGCCCGAGGAGGAGGGGCGCCUCUGGCCCAGACUGGCCGUCUUCGCCGCGGCGGCCCCCGCCGUCCUCCACGGGGCGAGGCUGGCCGGGCUGCGGCUCGUGGACCUGGAGUCCCAGAAGACCAAGUUCGCCUCAGGUGUGGGGGACAGCGAGGCGCUGAGCAGCCUGCAGGUCGUGGACGCGGACACCUUCGCCUUCUGCUGCGCCUCCGGCCGCCUGGGGCUCGUCGACAUCCGCCAGCCGUGGGCGCCCUUGGAGUACCGCCACCCUGGAGCUGGCACGGGGGCCAGCGGGGGGCAGUGGUGUGCCGAGGUCGGGGGCCAGGGCGCUGGGCCGCAUGUUGCCAGCCUUGGCUCAGAUGGGCAGCUCCGCCUCCUUGACGCCCGGGACCUGCGCCGCCCUGUGAGCACAGCCCAGUGCCAGGUGCCCGUGCCCAGCCCCGAGCCAGAGCUGCUGCGUGUGACGUGGGCUCCAGCCUUGGACAGCUGCGUGGCCAUCUCAGGCUUUGACGCGACCGUGCAGGUCUACGACGUCACAUCUUGGGGAGAAACACAGAGCCCAGUGGAACCUCUCUUCACUCACAGAGGGCACAUCUUCCUGGAUGGCCACGGGGUGGACGCUGCUCCGCUGGUCACCACCCACACUUGGCACCCCCAGAAACCGAGGACUCUGCUCUCGGCUGCGAGUGACGCCUCGCUGCACGUGUGGGACUGGGUGGGGCCGAGCACCGCCCGCUGACGCGGGCCAGAGGAGCCCUGCUGCCGCCAACUCCAGAGGCUGCGCAGGCCCCGCGGGAGCACGGGCCCUGGUGAGGGCUCUGAGGCUGUGGGCCAGGCCUAGCCGGGCAUGGGGUGGCCCAGGGACAGGCCUCGUCCACCUGCUGCAGACGGCUGGGAGUGGGCAGGCGGGCACACGGCCAGCGUCACUGGCACAGUGGCACUGCGCAGCACAGCACAGAGACCGCUUGCAGGGGGAGCUGUGGCUUCAAGCAGCGGCCUCACUGCCCGGAGCCCCUCUCCUGUCCCACCAGCCCCCUCAGGGGGCAUCUAGAAAACUCCACCCACCGUGGCGGCGAUCCGGGUGGAGUCUGGACAGCAGCAGCCUCCAGCUCGGAGUCGGGGCGCGCGGGAGCGCCCUCCGCCCAACAGGUUCCCGCGCCCAGUCACUGGUGACCCCGCGGUGAGGGCAGUCAGUUCCCUGGGUGCCAGGGCCUCGGGGCCUCUCGGGACUGCGGCGUUCGCACAGGGCACAGCACUGGCAGGUGCCGCCCGCCAGAGAAGCUGCUCUCCGCUGCGUCAGAGCGACCACACCGGUGCUUGUCUCUGCCUUCACCCAGGACUUUGUACUGGCACGGCGGAGUACCUCGGUCACCUGAGUCCACCGCCAGCGUGUUGAUGUGUGUUUGCCCCACUCACGAGAAUGAAGCGGAAUUGCCGUUGGCUCUGCUGAGACUUGCUGUGGGGGGCCCUGAAAGUGAAUUCCCAACGUCGGCCGUGGGGCGUGCAGAACUUGGGGGCCACAUCACAGGACGGUCCCGCCAGACAGCUGCGACAUUUAGACCCCCCAAAGCUUUUCUCUCUGGGUUCUCCAGGCCUGCGCAGAGGUUAAGCUGCUCUGCUCUCCUGAGGGGUCCCUGGAACCCUGCAGGCUAGGUGGCAAGCUCUUUGCUCGCUGGCAGCUUCAGAAGGUGACCUAGGCCAGGUCUGGGUAGCAGGACAUUUCCAAUUCACGAUUUAAAAAAAAAGAUGUAUGUAUACGGAACUGGGGUACAGGCUAGAGAUGCAGGGGUGGU